AUGGACUCCUCUACUGCUCAGUGGACUUGGCCUGACGACGUCCCGAGCGCCAGUAGUGCGAGCGAUCAUGAUGGCCAAUCUUCAAACCACAACGAGUCCCAGCACACGGAGCCUCCUCAAAGAAGAGCAGAUUUUGAGUCGCAACCACAACCACAACCGCGUCCACGACACUAUGGUCCGCGGAGUUGUCGCAUAUGUCUUGAAGAGUGCAAUCCUACGUGGCCCAGCACUGGCAACACAAGCACUUUAGUCGGCAUGAUGGGAUCUGGCGCCAAGCCUGUAUACAUGUCUGCAGACGGCUUGGGUCGCCUGAUAUCGCCCUGCAAGUGCAAAGGAUCACAGAAGUACGUUCAUGAGGGCUGCCUGAGAGCCUGGAGAACCGCGGACCAGACGAGGCGGUCCGCAAACUUCUUCACGUGCCCAACAUGCAAGUACCAAUACAAGCUGAGUCGGUUAUCCUGGGGCACACGGCUUCAGAGCGGUACCGCGCAAAUCAGCCUCACGGCUUUUGUGUUUGUGUUUUCGGUUUUUUUGCUGGGCUUUGUGGCAGAUCCCAUCUUCAACCUCUGGGCUGAUCCGGUCGGGACCAUUGCAGAAACUGUCGUUGGCUCGUUUGACGAUUUUGGUCGCCCUCCAGAGCCUGUACACGUUCCUGGAGAUGGAACAUGGUACGAGCACUUCGUCAAGGGCUUCCUCUCUCUUGGUAUUGUCGGCUUCUUGAAGUAUCUCAUUGCCAUGUCACCAUGGCAAUGGUGGAACAUGAGAGCCAGCGGCAUCAUGGGUGGAGGUGGCCGUCGCGGAGGAGGCGGUCGUAACCGGAGCGAAGGUAUCAGCUGGGCCCUCGUCAUGAUCGGGGCUAUGACCUUCAUCUACACCGUUUGGAAGGCUGUAAACUCACUGAGCCAUACGGUCCUCCAGCGAGCUGGCGACAGUGUACUGGAUGUGGGUAACGAAGAUGAUGAUGAGGACUAA
Messenger RNA from Verticillium alfalfae VaMs.102, 972 nucleotides. RefSeq names its product RING finger domain-containing protein. The coding region runs from base 1 to 972 and encodes 323 amino acids. Gene Ontology annotation, molecular function: zinc ion binding. The transcript has a single exon. The record is from RefSeq and is a predicted model, not a curated record. Lineage: Eukaryota; Fungi; Ascomycota; Sordariomycetes; Glomerellales; Plectosphaerellaceae.